Molecule: messenger RNA, 3879 nt
Organism: Symbiodinium sp. CCMP2592
Lineage: Eukaryota; Dinophyceae; Suessiales; Symbiodiniaceae
Source: the annotation of a GenBank genome assembly
AUGGAGCUGGAGUCGAACCCAGACAGGGCUCAAGAUGCGGGAGCAGAACCCGUGCGUGUGCUUGAGCUCUUUGCUGGAAUUGGUGGCAUGCGCCUUGCCCUCUCGUACGCUGGCUUCGUGAUUGACUCUGUGGCCGUCGAAGUCAACCAACAGGCCUUGGCGGUCUACGGGCUCAAUUUCGGUCCAGACCACGUCGUCAAUCGUGAUAUUUGCAGUCUUACAUCAAGGUGGUUUGACCAACAGCAGUGUCGGAUUUGGACAAUGUCUCCGCCGUGCCAGCCUUAUACCAGGCAAGGCAAGAUCCGAGAUGCGGAGGACCCUCGAGCGAAACCGCUCUUGCACAUCAUUUCCGUGUUGCGGGAGGUGACCACUCCGCCCGAGGCCAUUGUUCUAGAGAAUGUGCGCAACUUUGAGCAGUCCGACUCCUACUUGCAGCUCUGUGAUGCUCUUCGGGCGCGUGGCUUUGAGUGGCGCAGCUUUUUGCUGAGUCCGCAACAAUUCGGGUUUCCCAAUGCACGCCUACGAUUCUACAUGGUUGCCAAACGCAGGCCCCUUCUCUUCAGACGUGUUCCAGACAUGGCGACGGCGUCAGACUCGGGCGAGGGAUCCACAGCACACGAAGAGCCGUGGAGGCACCUACCAUGCAGUGGAGCCGCGGAAACCCUGGGCUCCGGUCACGAGGGCCUUGUACCAUCGGACACCCUUCGAAACACUUGCUCUGCUUGCGGGCAGCCUGCACCUGCUGUGCCAACUGCCCAGUGCUGCUAUGAAUUGCAGCCGGUGUCUGCUUUCCUGGAUGCAGACGAUACCACAUGGUUAGUGCCAGAGGGAACUAUGCGGAAGGAGUCUGCCCGCUGCUUUGAUGUGGUCCACCCUGGCUGUCGUCAUUCGUUGUGCUUUACGAAAGCCUAUGGAAGAUAUGUGGACGGCACAGGGAGUGUGUUGUCUGCUGCCACCAGACUGGCAGAAUCCCAGGCGGAGCCUGGCUCCUACACCAUGCAGCAGUUCUACGGCCUGUUGCGCUAUUUUGCGCCAGCAGAAGUCGCGCGACUGUUGGGCUUCAAGCUUGUCGUGGCUUUGGUUUGCGAAGCCUGCGACCUUGCAGAUCUGCUUCAAAAGCAGCAAAGUAGCGAGACGGAAACAGGCUCUGUGGAUUGCGUUGACAAGUCCAAGUUCCGGACCUUCGAGCAAGGAUCCUUCGGACGGCGCUACCGAAAGUACAUCAGCAAGGUGGAGGGCGACGCAGGUCUUGUGGUUCACAAGCUGGACCCGUCUUCCAUCAAGUCGAGCGGCAACAGAGUUCAGGCCAGCCUACUGUUCGCCAACGACGCCAGUGUGAAGCCCCUUCUCUUGGAGCUGAGCUUCUUCCUGAAUGACGUGGACGGCAGCUGCGGAAUCGUCCGAACUUUCGUCACGGAGAAGGAUCCUCUCCACCCGCGCUUUCGGCUCACGCCCGGGGACGUGGUUCGAAAAGACGAGGAACUGCAGCCCGAUAAGGUCACUGUGACCGAAGGUGCCGGGUUCACGGAGAUUGCUAGCACCAGUGGUGCGUGCAAGGUGAAAUUGCAGCACUCUCCGUUUCAGCUUGAGUUUGUCGCACAUGGUCGGGUGCUCCAGAAGCUCAAUUCCCGGCGGUUCUUAAACUUCGAAAGAUACAGAGCCAAGGGAGCGCAGGCGCAUGCCGGACUCGUGGAUGCGACGGACCUUGAUCCGAACAACUUGUUCGAGGAAAGCUUUGGCGGCCACACAGACAGCAAACCCCGGGGACCAGCCGCAGUGGGUGUGGAUGUGGCCUUCGAGGACGCCGUCGACAUCUUCGGGCUUGCGGAACACGCAGUUGGCCUGGGCCUGGGUGAGAACCGCUUACUAGAGCCGUACCGGUUCUUCAACCUGGAUGUCUUCGAGUACGCGCUGGACGUGCCCAUGGCCCUGUAUGGCGCCAUUCCCCUGGUGACGGCAAUUCAUCGCGAGAAGUCGGGUGAAACCGUUGCAUCCGGCUUCUUUUUCCCCAAUCCGUCGGAAGGCUUCGUGCAUGUGGAUGCAUCGAAAGGAUCUUCCCAAACAGAGACCUGGUGGCUGUUCGAGUCUGGCGUGAUGGACAUGUUCUUCUUUGCCGGUCCCGGGCCCCAGGAGGUGCUGCAAAGGUACCACACCGUGACAGGGUUUCCCCGAAUGCCUCCAAUCUCCACCCUCGGAAAGCACCAGUCUCGCUGGAAUUAUGUGGAUGUGGAAGACUCCAUUGGAGUGAACAGGAAAUUCGACCAGCACGACAUCCCCUACGAUGUUCUCUGGUUGGACAUCGAGCAUACAGACAGCAAGAAGUACUUCACCUGGCAUCCUUCGCACUUUGCACAACCGGACAAGCUCUUGGCAGCCCUUGAGGCAUCCAAGAGGAAGCUGGUCACCAUCAUCGACCCACACAUCAAAAAAGACAGCGGGUACGACGUCUACAACAAGAUGAAGAACCACGAUUUCUUCACCAAGACGAAAGACAAACAGCUUUACGACGGUUGGUGUUGGCCAGGAACUUCUUCCUAUCCGGACUUCUGCAAUCCGGAGGCGCGUCGGCUCUGGACGACGUUCUUCAAGAUGGACUACUACCCGCACAACAGGCCUGACCUGUACACCUGGAACGAUAUGAACGAGCCGAGCGUCUUUAAUGGCCCAGAGGUUACAAUGCCACGCGACAACUUGCACAAGUGCAGCGAGAAGGAUUACGAGGUGGAACACCGCGAUGUUCACAAUGUGUAUGGUUUCUAUCAUCACAUGGCAACAGUCGAGGGACAGCUGGUGCGUGCACCAAACGUGCGGCCGUUUGUUCUGACACGCUCGUUUUUCGCGGGGUCCCACAAGCACGGGGCCAUAUGGACCGGCGACAACAUGGCCAAGUGGGAGCACUUGGCUAUCUCUGUUCCGAUGCUCGUGUCUCUUUGCCUUUGUGGGGCCUCUUUCGUGGGAGCUGAUGUCCCCGGCUUCUUCUUCGAUCCCGAGCCCGAGCUCUUCCGGAGGUGGCACCAGCUGGGGAUCUGGUAUCCCUUCUAUCGAGGGCAUGCCCACCUCGAGACCAAGCGCCGCGAGCCGUGGAUGCUCGGCAAAGAGAUCACAGAAAACGUGCGCGAGCAGGUCACUGUGCGAUAUCAGAUGCUGCCGACAUGGUACACUCUCUUCGCUCAAUGGGCCUUGGCGGGGCAGCCAAUCCUUCGGCCGCUUUGGUUUCAGGAUGCUGCAGAUUCGGAGGCUUUCCGCCACCAGAACACACACUUCCUGCUGGGGAGCGAUGUGCUCGUGCGGGCAAUUACCAAGCGGGGUGAAGACGUUCUCAACGUCUACCUGCCGUCAGGAAGCUGGUUUGAUUUCUGGAGCAUGGAGGCUGGUCCCCUUGUGGGAGGCAAGUCGCACUCGGUCAAGGCUGACCCUUCGCACGUGCCUGUAUACAUCAGGGCUGGUGCGAUUCUACCAAAGAAGAUGAGGCGCCGUCGCAGUUCCCUGGCGAUGGCUUCUGACCCGUACACAAUUGUGGUGUAUGGAGAAAAGGCAGGAGGCCAUGUGUACAUGGAUGAUGGCCAAAGCCACGACUUCAUGCGGGGCCACUUCGUUUAUGAUAAGCUCCGCUUCGACGGUCAAGAGCUGGUCUCAGAGCCGGCCCAGACACUGCAUGUGGCGGGUGCAGCCAAAGGCGCAGCAGGCAGCUUCAAACAGAGCACAGCGGUGGAGCGGUUGGUCUUCGUUGGGCUCUCAUCCAGCCCGGUGAGUGCAGACAUGGGAAAGGAAACCUUCCAGGUGACUUCCACCCGCAUGCAGAACGGAGCAUGGGUUGCAACAGUGAAGAAGCCACUCUGCCAGCUGGGCGCCCCGUGGAAGCUGCGGCUUAGAUUCUAG